This is a messenger RNA of Triticum turgidum subsp. durum (durum wheat), 831 nucleotides long. NCBI's taxonomy places the organism in Eukaryota, Viridiplantae, Streptophyta, Magnoliopsida, Poales, Poaceae. The record is from the annotation of a GenBank genome assembly.
AUGGGAAGUGCAGGUUUAGAGCAAACAAAGGCACGCUUGCACAUCAAUUGUGCACAACCAGCGACAAGAACCUGGCAGAGGAAAUUUGAUGAUGAAGGCAAGAAGAUCGAACAGUUUAGCAUGACCAUGAAUGACAUGAUAUCAAUCAUACCUCUGAUUCUCAAGGGACUGAUGGUAAAUGCCGAUCAAAUGGGAAAAGGCCGGGAUAUACAAUAUGACCCAUUCAGGAAAUGGAUGGACAACUGCUACCGUGGCCUACCCAUUGGUGGCCUUGGUGCAGGAAGCAUUGGGAGAAGCUACAGAGGAUACUUUCAGCAUUUUCAGAUAUUCCCAGCGUUAUAUGAAGAAAAACCUAUCCUUGCAAACCAAUUUUCAGCGUUCGUCUCGCGUCCCAACGGAAAGAGCUACUCGACGGUGUUGUCUGCGCCGACUGCUGAUGCCCUCAAGGGAGUCGAUAAGGCCACUAUUGGAUCUUGGGACUGGAAGCUUAAGGAGAAAAACUGUACUUAUCAUGCCUUGUUUCCAAGAUCUUGGACAGUUUAUGAUGGUGAGCCUGACCCUGAAAUCAAGAUCACCUGCCGUCAGAUAUCGCCGAUCAUCCCUCACAACUACAAGGAGAGCAGCUUCCCUGUUGCAGUUUUCACUUUUACGGUGCAAAAUUCUGGGAGAACACCUGCAGAUGUAACAUUGCUCUUCACAUGGGCUAAUUCAGUUGGUGGGAGAUCAGAGCUGACUGGAAAUCACACCAACUCCAAGAUGAUAGAGCGUGAUGGUGUCUUGGGAUGGCUGGCACCAAAUGAUGUAGGACUGCGGAUGGGCACCCGCUGGUGA